UGUUCUUCAAUGUCAAAUCAAGUCAUGUUGGACUUUGGUUCUUGGCGAUGCGAUCGCCCAUGGUGCUAACCCUCGAGUUCCAAAAGCUCAAGGUUUUCUCCGCUAUUUCAACGCUCGUUAGAGCUAUUUCCGGCAAACUCCAGUCUAAAGAAAUCAUCGGAAUUGUGAAAGACACCCGAUUGAUCUCCUCUGGUUUUGCAUCAAUCUACGUUUAUCAUUUUUCUACUUUACCCGCAGUUGUAGCAAAGAAAGACUCUUCAAGUCUUCUUAUCUUUGUAAUGGACUUCAUGAGUUGGGCCAUCUUUGGGUCCAUUCUCUAUUUCUAAGUUUUUAAUGAAAUUUCUGUGACAAAAAAAAAAAGAAAAAAAAAGUAGUUUCCAUUUUAGUUUACAUGCAACCACCUAGUCACAUGCAAAAACACACGGGCAUACAAAACGACGCAGUACUUCACUUAUCGCCACUUGCAAAACGUGUAGCAAAACGCCAAGGUCCAUUAUCUUUUUCUUUUUGUAAGUGUUUGAUCAACAAAACAAUAUCUGGCAUUUGUUACAAAAAAAAACAAUAUUUGGCAUUAUCAACAUUAUUUUUCUUUCAAGAAUAAUCCGCCAUGGAAGCCAAGGGAGAAAGCCAGCAUAGCUCUAUUAUAGUUCCAUCUGUUCAAGAGAUGGUGAAGGAGAAGCUGACCACGACGGUUCCUCCGAGGUAUGUACGGUCUGAUCUUGACAAAGGUGAUAUCGACGGUGAUUUAAGAACCAAGAUCCCAAUCAUAGACAUGAAUCUCUUGUGUUCUUUAACCUCCAUGGAUGCUGAGAUUCACAAGCUCGACUUGGCAUGCAAAGAUUGGGGAUUUUUCCAGCUUGUAAACCAUGGAAUGGAAAAGGGCUUCUUGGACAAAUUCAAGUCAGAAAUUCAAGAUUUCUUCAACCUUCCCAUGGAAGAAAAGAAGAAGCUAUGGCAACAACCCAGUGAGAUCGAAGGGUUUGGACAUGCUUUUGUGGUUUCAGAAGAGCAGAAACUCGAUUGGUCAGACCUGUUCCUCCUUGUAAUGCAACCAGUCCACUUACGCAAGGCUCACUUGUUCCCCAAGUUACCUCUUCCCUUUAGAGAUAUACUAGACACGUAUUCUGCUGAAGUGAAAGGCAUAGCCAAGAUCUUAUUAGCGAAAAUGGCGAGCGCCUUGAUGAUCAAACCCCAGGAAAUUGAGAAGUUGUUUGAUGAUGAGUUAAGACAGACAAUGAGGAUGAAUUACUACCCGCCUUGUCCAGAUCCCGACCAGGUUAUUGGUCUAAUUCCGCAUUCAGAUUCUACAGGACUCACCAUACUGUUGCAGGUUAAUGAAGUUGAAGGUCUCCAAAUCAAGAAAAAUGGCAAGUGGGUUCCUGUCAAACCUCUCCCAAAUGCUUUCGUUGUCAACAUUGGAGAUGUCUUAGAGGUAUGUUAUACAUGCACAAACAUAUUUCUAGACAGAGCCGGUCAUUGACAUAGUUAAGUGAAACAUUAGUUUUGGGCCUCCAAACUUUUCCAAGUAUAUUUUUUUUACUAAUUUUUAAAUAAACUUAUUUACUAAUCUUUUUGAUAAAUUGUUUAAAAUUCUCAAUAUCUCAUGAUUGGCUC
Molecule: messenger RNA, 1614 nt
Organism: Brassica rapa (field mustard)
Lineage: Eukaryota; Viridiplantae; Streptophyta; Magnoliopsida; Brassicales; Brassicaceae
Product: protein SRG1
Source: RefSeq, a predicted model, not a curated record